UUGUCAUCGUCCAUCGGUUAAUUGCCAUCUCCGUUUCUUCUCUCCGAGGAGAAUCGAAUCGACAAAACCCUAGAACAUGACCUCAAAGCUACUCUCCAAUACCCUAAUUCAAAAUCAAAAUUCACUAAUUAGCAGAUUCUAUUACACCAAUAGGACUAAAAAAGUGACCUUGUACUCAAAACUCAGUCCUUUAGGAGACCCCAGCACCGGUUUGGUGCCUGUGCUCGACAAUUGGGUCCAAAAUGGGAACAAGGUACGAGUUGGCGAGCUUCAGCGCAUUAUUCGUGAUUUCCGCAAGCGAAAUCGGUUCGCUCAGGCUCUCGAGGUGUCUGAGUGGAUGAAUAAAAAGGGCAUUUGCAUAUUCUCACCAACUGAACAUGCUGUUCAAUUGGAUCUGAUUGGUAGAGUCCAUGGCUUCGUUUCUGCUGAGAACUAUUUCAAUAACCUGAGGGACCAUGACAAAACUGAUAAGACAUAUGGUGCUCUCCUAAAUUGUUAUGUUAGACAGCGACAAAUUGAUAAGUCCAUCUUACAUUUGCAGAAAAUGAAGGAGAUGGGUUUUGCCUCAUCACCUCUUGCUUAUAAUGACAUUAUGUGUCUCUAUACAAAUGUUGGCCAGUAUGAGAAGGUUCCCCAUGUAUUAACUGAGAUGAAGGAGAAUAAGGUAUGCCCUGACAACUUCAGCUACCGACUCUGCAUCAAUUCCUAUGGUGCUAAAUCUGACCUUGAGGGAAUGGAGAAAGUUUUAAAUGAGAUGGAGUGCCAAUUGGACAUUGCCAUGGACUGGAACACAUAUGCUGUUGUUGCCAAUUUCUAUAUAAAAGCUGGUCAUACUGACAAGGCUAUUGAUGCCCUAAAAAAAUCAGAAGCAAAGUUAGAUAAGAAAGAUGGGAUUGGCUAUAACCAUCUCAUAUCACUCUAUGCUACUUUAGGUAAUAAAGCUGAGAUCUUAAGAUUAUGGGAUUUGGAGAAAACUGCAUGUAACAGGCACAUAAACAGAGAUUUUAUAACCAUGCUGGAGUCUUUAGUGAAGAUUGGUGAGCUUGAAGAAGCUGAGAAAGUACUGAAGGAAUGGGAGUCAUCUGGGAACUUUUACGACAUUCGUAUACCAAACGUUAUGGUUAUUGCAUAUUCCCAAAAAGGAUUAUAUGAGAAAGCUGAAGCACUGCUAGAAGAAUUGAUUGAGAAAGGAAAAGCUACCACCCCGAACAGUUGGGCCAUUAUUGCUGCAGGAUAUCUUGAAAAGGGUAAUAUGGCAAAAGCGUUUGAAUGUAUGAAGGCUGCCCUCUCCCUACGUGUGGAGAACAAGGGAUGGAAGCCAAACCCGCGGGUGGUUAAACAAAUUUUGAGUUGGCUUGGCGAUGAAGGUUGCACCGAAGAUGUAGAAGCAUUUGUUGACAGUUUGAGCACUGCUAUUCCAAUGAAUAGACAAAUUUAUCAUGCCUUGUUGAAGGUACAUAUAAGAAGUGGCAAAGAUAUUUUUGGACUUUUGGAUCGCAUGAAAACUGAUAAAAUAGAUGAAGAUGAAGAAACAAAGAAAAUCCUUGGUUUGAGACACAAUUAAAUUUUAUAAACAUUGUUCAUGUUUAAGAGUACUGCAAAAUUUUGGUGCUUCAACUAAUUCAAAUUUGGUGCUUCAACUUCUUCAAA
Jatropha curcas is the source of this 1650-nucleotide messenger RNA. Its product is annotated as Tetratricopeptide repeat (TPR)-like superfamily protein. Gene Ontology annotation, cellular component: mitochondrion. NCBI's taxonomy places the organism in Eukaryota, Viridiplantae, Streptophyta, Magnoliopsida, Malpighiales, Euphorbiaceae. The record is from RefSeq and is a predicted model, not a curated record. Gene Ontology annotation, molecular function: protein binding.